UAGUUGUCGGUCGUAUUUUGACAAAAGUCUAUGGUAACUUGCGGUCCCGCGGCGAGCGCUGUAACCGAAUUUUGCGUCAUAUGCGUUCUGUGACGUCACGCGCCUCGCGAGGGAAAUCGGUGGAAGAGAAAGAGCCUCCGGGUCCCCUGGUCGGCGGGAAAUCGUAAACAUUGUGAUUUUUGCGCCUAUUACGGACGCAGGUGAACGCAAAGCCAGUUGUGCGUUCGCCGUGACGGAAGUGGGAUCGAUGUAUUCGAUGGCCGAUCUAGGUGGCUUCGUCCAAUAGAGAGUAGGCUGCGAUUUUUUGCCCGUCAACGUCGUCGGCCUAGUGUGUUGUGUUGGCGUAGCUUCGACGCGUUUUCGCAUCUCGACGACAGUCAUCAGGGAUGACGGUGACGUUAGUGCCGGCGAAACACGAAGUCGUCCAGUCUUCGGACGGCGAGGAACGUUGCGACGCCUGCGAGACGCCGAAGGUUCACACUUAUGACCACACUGAAUCUCUCCUGGAAGAUUUGGCCCUGGUCGCCAGUUACGACGAUGAAAAACGCGUCGAGAAGGACGGGGGCUGCGAGCCCCACGACUACCCCAAAGCGAAGAAGCUGCUCCACUACGAAGACGCCCCGAACUUCAUGAAACACAACUCGUUUAUCCGGAAAGGAUACAGGGGCAUCUUGAACACGGACCUGUGCAUGGAAAGCGUGUUCUGGUGGACGAACGAGACAAUCAACAUAUGGUCCCACAUAUUCGGUUUGGUUCUCUUCGUGUCGCUGACGAUCUACGAUCUGAUCAUAUUGAAAAUCGACGCCCCGCUAAGCGACAAGAUUCUCGUCAGCGUUAUACUGAUCUGUUUCCAGGCAUGCAUGGCCCUCUCCGCGUUGUACCACACGUUUUGCUGCCGUUCGGAGACCGAUUGCGACUACUUUUUACGCUACGACCUGUUCGGCAUCGCGCUCUCGCUGUACGCGAUUUACGUGUCCGGCAUUUACUACGCGUUCUGGUGCGAUCAGCCGUUGCAAAACUUUUAUCUGCUGACGGUCACCGCGAUAUUCGUCGUCGCGAUGGCGCUGCAAGCGCCGCGGUUCAACGUUAACGUCAACGUCAAGAUGGCCACGUUCGUGGCGUGGGCCGUGUACGGCGUGUUGCCGACGUUCCACUGGGCCGUCAAAAUGGGCGGCUUCGAGAAUCCCGUGGUUAGCCUCCUGUUGCCGAGAGUUUUCGGCAUGUACGUCAUCAGUGGGACCGCGUUCGGGAUUUACCUGGCGAAAAUUCCCGAACGAUGGUCUGCCGGCACUUUCGAUUUCGUGGGCCAUUCGCACCAGUGGUGGCACUUUUUCGUAGUCGGCGCCCUUUACUACUGGCACAACACCGGAAUGAUCUACGUGGACUACAGGCUGAACCACGCAUGCGCGAACAGCAUGAGGAUACCUUAGGCCCCGUCAAAUAUACAGGGUGUGCCGGAAUCAAGAGAAAUAAAAAUAAUAAUUUUUUAUCCAGUUUUGACCUUUGUAACGAUGCUCCCUGUGUUACUGAGUUAUUAGGUGAUGAGUACUAGAAAUAAAUAACGUCUUGCCUCGUAUCGAUAUUCUGUUGGCUAUCUGCUACUUCUGUAUUCUGUGAUAUUUUUCACUCAUCUGCUCCUUAUAUGUUACGGAAAUAAAGUACAUUUUAUUAUCUACAACAGUGUCCUUUUUUCCAUAUUUUUCGAAAAAAAUCUAUUCGAUUUAUACGCCCUUAUGUAUUAUGUAAU
Messenger RNA from Cylas formicarius (sweet potato weevil), 1747 nucleotides. RefSeq names its product progestin and adipoQ receptor family member 3. Gene Ontology annotation, cellular component: membrane. The transcript is spliced from 7 exons. Gene Ontology annotation, molecular function: signaling receptor activity. The coding region runs from base 387 to 1430 and encodes 347 amino acids. NCBI's taxonomy places the organism in Eukaryota, Metazoa, Arthropoda, Insecta, Coleoptera, Brentidae. The record is from RefSeq and is a predicted model, not a curated record.